This is a messenger RNA of Amoebophrya sp. A25, 150 nucleotides long. The record is from the annotation of a GenBank genome assembly. NCBI's taxonomy places the organism in Eukaryota, Dinophyceae, Syndiniales, Amoebophryaceae.
GUCAGUAGGGAAUUGACGUCUACGCUACGCCACACGGCUCACGUGCAAGGCCUGCACAUGGCAGCGGAUGGGUACGUCACCGUAGGCACCAUCCUUUCGCUCGACCUCUACGCUGGGCUGAAACUUCCAAGAAGCACUGCGGAACAAGAU